AUGGCUAUAUCGCUUGUGACAGUAUCCUUUCGAUGCUUCGUGCGAUGGCGGAUGCUCAAAGCAUUUGGAUGGGACGAUAUAUUGAUGGUUCUUGCAAUGCUUCUUGAUAUAGUGCUUACCGCGUGCGCAAUCGCUGGUGCGAAGGACGGCGUUGGCCGGCAUUUGAGUAAUUUCCACAGCUUCGAUGAAUUUCACCAUGCCAUGCUGUGGUGGUGGCUGGGCCAGUGCAUCUAUAUCUGGGCGUCCGGCAUCGCUAAAGUAUCCAUUGCGCUGGCGCUCCUCCGACUGUCGGUUCACACGUAUCAGCGCAUAACCCUGUGGAUAGUUAUGGGAGCAUCGAUUUGUGUCAGCUUGGUGUUCUGGUUCUUUAUGCUUUUUCAGUGCCAUCCUGUCUCAAAAUUUUGGGAGCGGACAGGACCGGGCAAUUGCAUGAGCACCGAUACGCUGAUUAGGGUGGCGUACGUAUACAGUGGAAUCUGCGCAGUCUGUGACUUUGCGCUGGGACUUCUGCCCAUUGAUCUCGUUCGCCAGCUGCAAACCACUCUCAAGACAAAGAUCGCGCUGGGCGCGACCCUGAGUCUAGGUUGUGUGGCGAGUACAGCUGUUAUUCUUCGGAUUCCUUGCCUGCAUUUCUACAAGGAUAUCGAUUUUUUGUAUUCGACCUUUUCCAUCGACAUCUGGUCCUUUAUCGAGGUUGGCUUGGGAAUCACAGCGGGUAGUCUGGUCACUCUCCGUCCUCUCUUUCGUGCAGUCCUCGGUGACCCACCUGACCGCAAGGGCAAGAAAAGCCGCGGAAGCAUGCCAUUGACCAGCUUCACGGAGUAUACGCGGACCCGGCCUGACCCUGAAGAUGCCGCCGUGUGGCAAUCGCCCCAGCCUGAUGCGACGCGGAACAUAACCACCACGGUGGUUUCAGCUUUCCGGGCAAGUUUAAAUAGUCCCCUCACGCCAACCUUGGCGGCCGAGUUGAAAAAGGGUCGGUCCGUUCGGAUUAAGAGGUCAUUCCAUGUCACAGAAGAACAUGUGGGUUAG
Messenger RNA from Aspergillus neoniger CBS 115656, 1032 nucleotides. RefSeq names its product cation-transporting ATPase 4. The coding region runs from base 1 to 1032 and encodes 343 amino acids. The record is from RefSeq and is a predicted model, not a curated record. Lineage: Eukaryota; Fungi; Ascomycota; Eurotiomycetes; Eurotiales; Aspergillaceae. The transcript is spliced from 5 exons.